Messenger RNA from Acanthisitta chloris (rifleman), 2519 nucleotides. It is a transcript of the gene RFC1, whose product is annotated as replication factor C (activator 1) 1, 145kDa. The record is from RefSeq and is a predicted model, not a curated record. Gene Ontology annotation, cellular component: nucleus; DNA replication factor C complex. Gene Ontology annotation, molecular function: DNA clamp unloader activity; ATP hydrolysis activity; DNA binding. Gene Ontology annotation, biological process: DNA replication; DNA repair. The transcript has 14 exons. The annotation marks the transcript as partial. NCBI's taxonomy places the organism in Eukaryota, Metazoa, Chordata, Aves, Passeriformes, Acanthisittidae.
GCAUCAGCUUUAGGUACAAAAGUUAUUGAUGAGGAUGGCCUGUUUGAUCUAAUUCGAACUAUGCCAGGCAAGAAAUCCAAAUACGAGCUGGUGGCUGAAACAGAGGCAAAGAGAGCAGAGUCAAGACCUAAAAGGACACCACAGAAAACCGAAGCUGGAAAAAGGAAUCUUAGCCCCUUCAAGAGGGAAGCUGAUAAUAAAAAGUUUAAGUCUACUCCUGAAAAAGGAGAUGCUGUUAAAUCUGUCAAGAAAGAAACCACUGCUGUUCGAAAGCUCAUGGACUUUAAACGUCAGACUGUAGAGGAGAAAGAAGCUCCAAAACCCAUGGGGAACUUUGUUUCUGAGGUUAAUGAAGAUGGGGCAGAAAGACUGCUCUGGGUAGAUAAAUACAAGCCUGUAUCUCUUAAGGCAAUUAUUGGACAGCAAGGUGAGCAAAGCUGUGCCAAUAAACUGCUCCGAUGGCUCAGAAACUGGCACAGGAAUACCUCGGAAGAUGGACAAGCAAAGACCAGUAAAGCUGGAAGCAAAGAUGAUGGGACUAGUUUCAAAGCAGCAUUACUUUCUGGUCCACCUGGAGUUGGUAAAACUACUACAGCUGCUCUGGUUUGUAAGGAACUGGGCUAUAGCUAUGUGGAGCUGAACGCCAGCGACACUCGCAGUAAGAACAGUCUAAAGGAAGUAGUUGCUGAGUCACUUAGCAACACCAGCAUCAAAGACUUCUGUUCUGGCACAUCCUCAUCAGUUAGCGGGAAACAUGUAUUGAUCAUGGAUGAAGUGGAUGGUAUGGCAGGCAAUGAAGACAGAGGAGGGAUUCAGGAGCUGAUUGGUUUGAUUCGCCACACGAAGAUUCCCAUCAUUUGUAUGUGCAACGAUCGCAACCAUCCCAAAAUGCGUUCCCUGGUGCACUACUGCUUGGAUCUUCGUUUCCAGAGACCUCGGCUAGAACAGAUCAAGGGUGCCAUGAUGUCUAUUGCAUUUAAAGAAGGUUUAAAAAUUCCCCCACCUGCUAUGCAAGAGAUAAUCCUGGCAGCAAAUCAGGACAUCAGACAGGUUUUACAUAAUCUUAAUAUGUGGUGUGCAAAGGAUAAAUCUUUGACUUACGAUGAGGCUAAAACAGAUGCUGGCAGAGCCAAAAAGGAUAUCAAACUGGGCCCAUUUGAUGUUGUCCGGAAGGUCUUUGCCACUGGAGAGGAGACGUCUCGUAUGUCUCUUAUAGACAAAUCAGAUCUUUUCUUCCAUGACUAUUCCCUAGCACCUCUCUUUGUCCAAGAGAACUAUGUGCACGUGAAACCAGCUGCUGCUGGAGGAAAUAUGAAAAAGCACUUGGUGCUCCUGAGCAGAGCAGCUGAUAGCAUAUGUGAUGGUGAUAUAGUGGACAAACAGAUUCGUAGCAAGCAGAACUGGAAUCUUCUUCCAACACAGGCUAUUUAUGCAAGCGUUCUCCCAGGGGAGCUAAUGAGAGGCUACAUGUCCCAGUUUCCUGUCUUUCCCAGCUGGCUGGGGAAAUUUUCAUCCACAGGCAAACACGAUCGGAUCGUUCAAGAACUGGCAAUGCACAUGAGUCUCAGAACCCAGGCAUGCAAGAGAACAGUGAAUAUGGAGUAUUUGCCAUAUUUACGGGAUGCACUCGUUCAGCCCUUGAAAGACUUUGGAGCAGAUGGUGUACAACAAGCCAUAACAUUUAUGGACUCCUACUGCUUGAUGAAAGAAGAUGUUGAAAAUAUCAUGGAAAUAGGCACAUGGGGAGGAAAACCCAGUCCUUUUUCAAAGCUGGAUCCCAAGGUCAAAGCAGCUUUCACACGGGCCUACAACAAAGAGGCACAUCUGAUUCCAUAUUCACUUAAUUCUGCCAAGGCAUCUAAAAGGCAGUUGAGCUCUGGCACCACCUCAGAACUGAGUGAAGAUUUGAAUGCGCAAGAGAUCCAGUCUGAUGAGGAAGAGGAAGAUACUGUUGAAAGUGAUGCAAUGAUUAAGCAAAAAAAGGUGAAGUCUUCCAAGCUGCCAAAAAGAGAGAAAAAUGAAGAAGCAACAAAAAAAGAAGGGAAAAGAAAAGAGAAAACAAGACAUUAAACAGAGUUAAAAUCUUGCUUUGGAUGCAGCUUUGCCUAUCUGACUUCUGGCAGGAACAUGAAACAGAUCCAGUGCUGCAGCCAGGAAAGUAGAACCAGUGUGUUGAAAAGGCUCCUCUUAUAGAGGUGCUGUAGCCACUGUACUCUCACCUGCUGCACCUACCCUUAACAUGGUACAUGUUACAAGCUAUAAAUACCCUUGUGCAACAAACCAGGUGCGUGAACAUGCUGAAAAUGUGAUGCUUAGUUCCCCUGGUAUUUCUGCUGAGUCUUCCUAGGACUUCACUAAUUCCUUUUUGGUUUUUUAUAAAUCCCCCUGACAUUGUGGUGAAGUCUUGUAAAUAGUACCUGAUGCAACACUCUUCAAGCAUAAAUUGCCUAUUUGUACAUUAUAGAUAUUAAGCAGUAUAUAAAAGUACAAUAAAAUGUUUCCCAGGACUCUCUUUAAAA